UUCUUCUUCUUCUUCUUCACUCGAUCAGUCAGCUUUCUGCGACUAACCAUAUCUCACUUCUCUCUCUACCCCUCUCUCUCUUUCUCUCUCUAGCCGCCAUGGCUGCGGUGCUCGGCAACAUAGGCCUGUUGCUCGACCUGAACUCGCCGAGAGCCUCGAUUCCCGAUCGCAAGCCGCGCCCCUCGCUGCCCGACGUCGUCUCGAGCUUGGCCAAGAGGGAGCCCCUCCACUUCACCUCCUACCACGCCGCGCCGGGCUCCAAGGGCUUCGAGGUGGACGGGGACGCGCGGGGCCACCGGGCGGCCGUGGUGGCCCGGGGCAAGGCCAAUUCGAAGGUGAACGGGGUCGAUUUCGACGCGGGGUCCAGCGACGAGGACAGCAACGGGAACGGCGGCGGGGGCAACGGGUACGGAGAUGACGAGGAGGAGUUCGACUGGGAGAAGGAGAUGAGGAGGCGGGUGAAGGAGAUGGAGGAGAUGAAGGAGCUGGAGCGGAAGGCGGAGGAGCUGCAGGCCCGGGCGGAGGAGGAGGAGGAGGAGGGCGGGGAGGAGACGGAGGAGAAGAAGAAGAUGAGAGUCAGGAAGGAGCUUGAGAAGGUGGCUAAAGAGCAGGCGGAGCGGCGAGCCACAGCCCAGCUGAUGUUUGAGUUGGGUCAAAAAGCUUACGGAAGAGGAAUGUAUGGAAGGGCAAUCGAGUUCCUAGAGGGUGCGCUUACGAUCAUUCCUAGGCCUACAUUGUUUGGCGGUGAGAUUCAGAUAUGGCUCGCAAUGGCAUAUGAGGCUAAUAAUCGUCACGCAGAUUGUAUUGCACUUUAUCAACAGUUGGAGAAGAAGCACCCUAUUGUUAGCAUUCGACGUCAAGCUGCAGAGCUGAAGUAUAUCCUUCAAGCACCUAAGUUGAAAAUUUCACAGGAGGAGAUGGUUACCAUUCCGCUGAUAGGAUCCAGCUAUGACAGUUAUGCAGCAACUUGGAGUGAUAAGUACAAAGACAAGGAUCAAAACAGCAGUUAUCCCUCGACCAACCAACUUCCUUCAUCCAGAGAUUUUCUGGGGGACUUUCUGGUGUGGCGGCCUCCGGUAGGACUCGAGAAAAACAGGGCUUUCUGGGUGGCUUUGACAGUGUGGUUGGGCUUAGUUGGAGCCGCCAUCGUCCUUCAGAGAUGAAGCAGCAGUGGUACAGCUCUCUAGUUACAGAAUUACAUGAUGUCCACGGGGCUCGUGAUAUGUAUCUAUCCAAUUGUUUUGUGGUCAAACGGUGUCGAGUCUCACGUGAUAUAUAGUUUCCAGUUCGUGAAGAACUGUGUCCUUCACAUCCAAAUGCAAUUCUUGAAUUUGUUAUCGACUGGUGCCCUCGAAAUUAUUGGGGUGUUGGCGGAUGCUUCAGAUGUUGGGAAGAUAGUUGUAUUGUAUUGCCUAAAAAGAUGUAUGUUUUUACUUCUCUUCA
Molecule: messenger RNA, 1443 nt
Organism: Eucalyptus grandis
Lineage: Eukaryota; Viridiplantae; Streptophyta; Magnoliopsida; Myrtales; Myrtaceae
Exons: 4
Coding region: 99-1163 (354 amino acids)
Cellular component (GO): chloroplast thylakoid membrane
Molecular function (GO): protein binding
Source: RefSeq, a predicted model, not a curated record